Molecule: messenger RNA, 1227 nt
Organism: Drosophila navojoa
Lineage: Eukaryota; Metazoa; Arthropoda; Insecta; Diptera; Drosophilidae
Gene: AstCC
Product: Allatostatin double C
Source: RefSeq, a predicted model, not a curated record
AGUGCGCUCAAGUGCAAGCCCAAAAACCCAAAGGGAAAGGACGGAAGUGCUGCUAAUUAGGGCUACCUGGCUACCGCUACAAGGACAUCCAUCGAUAUGCUGCGUCGUCAACGCCGCCUGCAGCCGGACAACAGGUGCAACAGGAGCUGCAGCAGCAGCAGCGGCGGCGGCCACAGCUGGCGGAGUCGCAACUAUUUGCCUGGCCUGCUGAUUGUGCUGCUCGUCCUGCUCCAGAGCUUCGAGCUGCAUAUGUGCCGCCAACUGAGGGGCGCCACUGCGCACAGGCGACACGUGGACGUGGAUAGGGAGGCGCAGUUGCCGCCACUUGAGAAACGAGCCAUCGCACCGACUACCGUUAGCCAGCCGGAGGAGAUAUUUAGUGCGCCCAACGAUGCGGCUGACAUGAGCUAUGAUGAGUACCCGAUGGUAGUGCCGAAGCGCGCUGCCUUACUGCUGGAUCGCCUGAUGGUUGCACUGCAUCAUGCCCUGGAGAACGAACGUGAGGGCCAUCGCAUUGGCGAGUUCUAUGCGAAUAAAAACGUGGGACCAGUAAAGCCUUCGGAUUACAGAAACGCUUUGCAGCAGCAGCAGCAGCAGCAGCAACUUCGAGCAACAGAGGAAGCUGGCAAUCAGCCGUUGAGUGGACACAGCUUUCACAUGUACAGCGAUGACGAUCCGGGCGUGAUGAUGGAUUACGACUUCAAAGAUCUCAAUCAGAUAAAUCGCGCAACGGGCGAAACUUUAAUGGCAAAGAGCUUUCAGAGAAGAGCCGGCACAACUGCAGUUGGCAUCGAUGCGGCGUCAGCGGCUGCAGCUGGACCUGGAGCUGGUCCUGGUCCUGGUCCUGGCGCUAGUCCCGGCCUCAGGCGCAUCCAUCACGUUGCCAAUGGAGGUGGUCGCAUGUAUUGGCGCUGCUAUUUCAAUGCCGUUAGCUGUUUUUAAUCCAACCAACCAUCCAACCAAUCAACCUACCAUUAAACUCAACCAACUGAAACUCCAUUCAAAAGAAAACACGAAUUGGCUCCAGGUUCGGCUCCAGCUUUUUGACAUCUUCAUCUCGAGCAUUGCGUUUCCUUGGCUGCUAUGAAAGUUGUUCGCAUGAUUAACUGAAAUCAUCUGUCAAACAUGAAUUGUAAACUGAAAACCCUUUUGUAAUUCUAACAUUAUAAAUAUAGAUAUUUAUGUAUAUGUAUAAACGUGUAUAUCCAUACUGUACUCAUCGCUGCA